AUGCUUAUAAAUUUGAGCGACUUAUACAAAGAUUUAGUUUUUAACAUAGAUAAGUAUAAUGAGUUUUCUAAAUUAGUAGAUAUAAACAAACCAAAUGCAUAUGAGUUUUUCGAUUUACGCAAACAGGUAGAUUUCCUUAAAGAAAAGGCUAUAAGUAAAUCCGGAGAGCUAACGCCCACGCGUAGAUUCAAACGAGGCAUUAUCAACCCCUUAGGAUCACUGAUUAAAGUUAUUACAGGAAACCUGGAUAAUCAAGACGCUAUUCGUUACGAGUCACUAAUAUCUCAGUUAAAGGGCAAUCAGAUUAUUACAGAUAAGAAAAUUAUGGUUAUCUCCAAAAUGAUGGACAGUUUCAUAAAUAGUACUGAAACCUUACAUGAAAAUACUUUAACAUUAGACGCACGUUUCAAAAAGAUGGAAAAACUUGUAAAAACUAUAGCAAAUAAGGAAACCAGUUAUAUAUACUCAGUAUACAUUUUAAGUAUGUUUAAUAUGUUCUUAAAUAAUUUUCGAACCAUUCAUACUACUAUACAAGAAAUUGAAACUGCGUUGGCCUUCAGCAAAUUGUCAGUAUUACACCAAAGUAUUGUGAACUCUACAGAAUUAUUAUCCUUGUUACAAUCUAUUUCUAAAAAUGCAAAUUUAAUGUACCCAGCAACUCUUGAAAAUUUGGUUAAUCUGGAAAAGACAAUAAUUGUUAAAAGCUAUGUAAAAGAUAGUCAGAUAACGUUCAUAAUGGAGGUACCCUUAAUAGAUAAUAAUACCUAUAGCUACUAUCAAAUAUAUUCACUACCUAUAUAUAAUAGCAGUCGCAAUAUAACCCAAGUAAUUAUUCCCAAACACCCCUACCUAUUGGUGAAAGGUUCGGAAUACCUGCCGGUCCAACACCCCUGCGAGCAGCUCGCCUCCGACGACCAGUUCCUGUGUACCGAGGAUAGCACUGUCUUGUACUCACCACCUACCUGUGUAGAACAGCUGAUGAAAUUUAGUAUAAAUUAUAAUGCCUGCACCCCAUACGCUAUAGAUAUAGAGACAAUCAAAGUUCAACGGAUUGACUCUACCAGCUGGAUUUUAUAUGCACGAGAAAAAUCCAUGUUUUCCACUCAAUGUCAGAAUGAUAUAACACACCAACAGAUACAAGGCACCUAUAUACUAACUAUAUCUAACAUAUUAUGUGAUUACCAGCUGGAGAAUUUCUACCUACACCAUAGACAACACUAUUUUACUAGUCUACAGUACAAGGCGCUACCAAUAAUAGAUCUACCAGAGCUUCCACAAGACAACGUGACUACAUCCCGCACCGUAAACGUGAAGGGUGUCAAUUUAGACAACCUACGACAGAUGUAUAACACUCUACAAAGUGAAAUUAGUGAAAACAGUGAAAAUAUCUCAAUGCCCACAGUGCAAGUGAAAAGUGUUAGCUUAGCAACCCUUAUUCUGUAUUUCUUGUUAAUCAUAUGUGCCAUUGGUUUUUCUAUGUAUAGUUAUAGAGUAUGGAUAAUGUCGAAGCUUCGAAAUUCCCGGAAUCAAGAAUCUUCCAGUAAUUUCGAUCUUGGGGAUGGAGGAGUUAUGAACCCUCAACCCCUUAGAGUAAUCCAAGUACGUGCCUAGGCUUGCAUGCCUUGCACUUUCCAGGUGGUCUGUUAGCAGUAAGUUAGAGUAAGCAAAUUGUUAUCUUGUUUAGCUCGUAAGUCAUUUUGGUCGUUGAAUACAUUAGAUCGAUUUAGCAUGCGCUUCUGCUAAGA
Molecule: messenger RNA, 1745 nt
Organism: Plutella xylostella (diamondback moth)
Lineage: Eukaryota; Metazoa; Arthropoda; Insecta; Lepidoptera; Plutellidae
Source: RefSeq, a predicted model, not a curated record